Pezoporus occidentalis (night parrot) is the source of this 755-nucleotide messenger RNA. RefSeq names its product acrosin-like. The annotation marks the transcript as partial. The record is from RefSeq and is a predicted model, not a curated record. The transcript is spliced from 3 exons. Gene Ontology annotation, molecular function: serine-type endopeptidase activity. NCBI's taxonomy places the organism in Eukaryota, Metazoa, Chordata, Aves, Psittaciformes, Psittacidae. Gene Ontology annotation, biological process: acrosome reaction; proteolysis.
CCCUGCAGCACCCUAUGGGGUGGGAUGAUGCUCAUCUAUGGGACACCCCGUAGGGUCCCUUGUCCCUGCAUCACCCAGUGGGGCGGGAUGAUGCCCGCCCUUCAUCCCUAACCAUCCAGUGUUGGGCUUCUGCUUCCAGAGGGACCUGCGGUACCCGUCCCAUGGCUGAUUCCUAUGGGGUGUCGCGCAUCGUCGGAGGCGUGGAUGCGCACCAGGGCGCCUGGCCAUGGAUGGUCAGCAUCCAGUUCCCCACGGCCACCGGCUUCUCGCACAUCUGCGGGGGGUCCCUCAUCACCCCGCAAUGGGUCCUCACGGCCGCUCACUGCUUCGUCGGGCAAAACUUCACCACGGAUUGGUUCGUGAUGGUCGGAAUCACGGACCUGGCUUGGGCCAAUUCCGAGACCCAGAAACGUUGGAUCCAGAGGGUCGUGGUCCAUGAAUAUUACACCAACAUCUCCGGCGGCUUCGACAUUGCCUUGGUGGAGCUGGACCAGCCGGUGCAGUGCGGGUACCACGUGCAGCUCGCCUGCCUGCCCGAUGCGACGCUCAGCGUGUCCCAGCUCUCCGAGUGCUUCAUCAGCGGAUGGGGCGCGAGGGAGGCCAGAACGGGGGCAUCGUCCCCAUCUGCCCUGCAGGAGGCCAAGGUCCGCCUCAUCGAUGCCAAGCUCUGCAACAGCAGCCUAUGGUACCGAGGGGCCAUCAAGAGCCACAACCUGUGUGCUGGGUACCCGCAGGGUGGCAUCGACACCUGCCAG